This is a messenger RNA of Chinchilla lanigera (long-tailed chinchilla), 691 nucleotides long. RefSeq lists its product as uncharacterized. NCBI's taxonomy places the organism in Eukaryota, Metazoa, Chordata, Mammalia, Rodentia, Chinchillidae. The record is from RefSeq and is a predicted model, not a curated record. The transcript is spliced from 5 exons. The coding region runs from base 29 to 691 and encodes 220 amino acids.
GAGCGAGUGAGCGAGCGCGGGCUUCACCAUGGAAGGACAGGAGAAGCUGGAGUGCCCGCCUAAGCCCCAGAGCCGUAAGUCCUCGGCAUCCAGUGUGUGUUUUACACAGACAGCAAAUCUCACUUGGAGCAGCCACAGUCCGAGUGCCCCGUGGCCCUGGGCAGUGACAGUGAUCCCCCUCCCAUGUGCAAAAGACCCAUGCAUCUCUGAGGAAAAGAACCCGAACAGUCUCCAGGGGAUGUCCAUGUGGCUCACAGGAAUGGAGUUAGCAGCAGCUCUAGCCCCUGCCGAAUCUCUGAAGCGACAAGACAACUCGAAGUGGUUUCGGGGGCGGUUAAAGCCUCCUCAAAAGCCCCCCGCGCUGCCCGCCGGCCGGAGCCGCGCCGCGCCGACCUCCCCAUCAUGGCGGCGGCCGGGCGGGGAAGCCGAGCCGUGCGUCGCGUGCGUGCCUCCUCCCUCCCCUCCCCCUCCUCGGCGGCGGCAGAGGCGGCAGCGCUCGCCAUUGCCGCUGGUGGCAGGAGGCUGCGAGGAGCCGGCGCGGUCGCAGUCUCCACGGCGCAGGCCCACGGUAGACCGGGGGACGCCGGAAUAUGGCGCGUUGCCCACCUUCUUGCAAGUUGUUCGGAGGCGGCCCGGGCGGCAGUUCGAGGAGGAGGAGGAGGGCGCAAAGUCCUUUUGUACGCAGAAAUAA